Molecule: messenger RNA, 1365 nt
Organism: Darwinula stevensoni
Lineage: Eukaryota; Metazoa; Arthropoda; Ostracoda; Podocopida; Darwinulidae
Source: the annotation of a GenBank genome assembly
AUGAAUGGCGUAAUUUAUCCCUUGUUUGUGGUGCUGUGCAUCAUAGCAGCUGUGCUUCAGCAAAAAACCUCUCGAACAAACCUUGAACUUGCAGCCAGAAGCAACCCAGACUUUGUGAACUUUCAGAGGAGAUUUUUUGUUGUUUAUUUUGCUGCUCUGUUUUCUGACUGGCUACAAGGACCCUACGUUUAUCGGUUGUAUGCCACAUACGGAUUUGAGAGUGGAACAAUAGCAAUUCUCUACAUCAUCGGAUUUGCAGCAAGUGCAUUAUUUGGAACUUUCACUGGUCCAUUGGCUGAUCGCUUUGGACGAAAACGACUCUGCUUACUCUUCUGUCUCCUCUAUUCAAUAUGUUGCCUGACAAAGUUGAGUGCCAACUUCUACAUGCUGGCAUUUGGACGGAUAUUGGGGGGGAUCUCCACCUCUAUCUUGUUUUCAUCAUUCGAAUCUUGGUACAUUUAUGAGCAUGUACAACAUUAUGAUUUCCCUCAAGAAUGGAUCAUGGGAACAUUUUCAAAGACAACAUUCUGGAAUGGAUUUUUGGCUAUCAUGGCUGGGAUUGCAGCCAAUGCCACAGCUGAGUGGAUGAAUUUUGGACCAGUGGGCCCUUUUUUGCUGGCAAUCCCCAUCCUGGCCCUUUGUGCUGUUCUUAUCCUCAAGAAUUGGGAUGAGAAUCAAGGUAAUGAGAAAGGAGAAUUUUCCAGGCAGUGCAUGGGUGGUCUGAACAGAAUCCUGCAAGAAGAAAAAAUCCUGCUCCUUGGCUUUGUCCAGAGCAUUUUUGAGUCUGUUAUGUACAUCUUUGUGUUUCUCUGGACUCCCACACUUGAUGUGUACUCAACACUACUCCCAUUGGGCAUUAUAUUCUCCUGCUUCAUGGUAUGUAUAAUGAUAGGAUCCAGCCUCUAUGAACUGAUUGUAUCAACAGGGAAAUACACAAGUGAACAUACCUUAACUUGGUGCCUUAUCAUGAGUGGUGUCUCCAUGUUCAUCAGCUUCAUCUUUGCAAAGGAAACAGAAGAAAACACCAUGCUCUUCAUUAUACCCCUUGUAGGAUUCCUCAUUCUGGAGGUUGCUGUUGGAAUGUAUUACCCAGGAAUUGGGUUCCUGCGGAGCCAAGAAGUGCCUGAAGCAUAUAGGGCUGCCAUCAUGAACUGGUUCCGUGUUCCCUUAAAUGUCAUUACUUGUGGAGGGCUCCUUUGGCUACAAGGAGAUAAGUCCCACAAAAUUAGAUCUGUAUAUUUUGCCUGUGUGGUCUUGUGUCUUAUUGGCUUGCUUGCAAAGCAAAAAUUCUCAGCCCUUCGCAGACAGGCUGGAAUUAUUGCAUCUUCACCAUCCAAGCAGAAUAUUCUACCAACCGAUGACUGA